Molecule: messenger RNA, 1470 nt
Organism: Aureobasidium namibiae CBS 147.97
Lineage: Eukaryota; Fungi; Ascomycota; Dothideomycetes; Dothideales; Saccotheciaceae
Exons: 2
Coding region: 1-1470 (489 amino acids)
Source: RefSeq, a predicted model, not a curated record
AUGGCUCCGAAGAAGAAGUCAGCAUGGAUCAGCGACAAGGAACUCAAGAAAAUGACCGAAGGCGUCGCCCUGCCUCCUCCCCCAGAUGGACCACGAUUCGAUUACGGCGACAAACUCGAUCCACACCUUUUCUAUUCUUGGGAAGGCGAACACGCUGCACCACCUAUUUGGGACGAUCGUCCUGUCUACAAGAACCUCGAUCUCCAAGGGACCAUACGACAAUGGGCGAGCAAAAUCACCGUAGAAUCUAGGCCAUUUGGUGCAACUUCAACCACGAAAGUGAACACCAAUUUCUCCUUCAACGUCGGCAAGUCGCAUGCUGCUAGCGGCCAUCUCUACUUCCUGCCGCCGAAGUACGAUCAAACUCUCAUGGCCGAACUGGUCCCUCGCUCUUGGAUCCCUCAGAUCUUCGAGCCCGGUCAAAAUCUACAAUCUUUCUGGCAACAACAGCUCAGCGGGGAGCCCAAGCCUCAAGACGACUCUGAUUUUGGUAGCUGCAGACCGUUCUGGGAUCUCUAUUUGACCACCAAUUCAGCAGUCCAGAUGCCCCCAACCCAACCAGACCACAAGGGUUGCGACACCAUUAAGGAUACACCACAAGACACAGAGGCGCGAAAGAAUGAUCGUGGCAGCCAGGGUUGGGCCAACCAGUACCUACAAAGUCCUCACGCUUUCAUGAUGACCCGCUUCGGAAGAAAGGCUGGUCCGAAAGAUGGAAAGCAAUACUCUGACGACACGCCCAAGGAACCGUCUUUCGUCCAGCCCGAACCAAUGAUUGACAACGCCAUCAAGCCUGUACUCAACAUGUUCCUCCGUAUGGCCACGCUCGGCGACAUUCCUCAAAUCACCGACAUCUACAACUACUAUGUCCAAAAUAGCGUAUGCACUCCGGAGUUGGAGCCCAUCAGCAUCAUCGACAUGAAGGGUCGAUGGCAAAGCGCACGAGACGGUCACUUGCCGUUCCUUGUCGCCUGCUCACCUAGAGGCUAUGGUGGUAAGAGACGCCAUGCAGACCGACCUGCUGUUGAUACAGUUCUCGGAUUUGCUUACGCUGAUGAAUUUGGCGGCGCAAGAACAGCUUUGCGUUUCGCUGUUGAAGUGAGCGUUUUCGUGAGUGCCAACCGCAAGUGCAAGCGCAAGGGAGUUAGCAAGUGUCUCAUGGACAAGCUCCUUGGACUGUUGGACCAAUACUACAUUGAGCGUGGUGGCUAUGACAUAGAUGAAAAGCUUGGGAUUGGUACACAACGUCUCGUGUCACGCAUCUUCGUCAACCUCAUGCAUUCGGAGAACGAGAAGAGCAGGGAGUGGGUGAUGCCAUACCUUGAGUCAUGGGGGUUCAAGCAGCAGUCAACAGCCAAGAAGGUAGGCUACAAGCUGAGUUCGGUCUUCGAUAUCACGACCUUUCACAAAGAGACGGGAAUGGUUAUUGUGCCUAACAACCCACCAAUUCUUCCCCCGCCAGAGGGUUGA